Molecule: messenger RNA, 1638 nt
Organism: Pocillopora damicornis (cauliflower coral)
Lineage: Eukaryota; Metazoa; Cnidaria; Anthozoa; Scleractinia; Pocilloporidae
Product: histamine H2 receptor-like
Biological process (GO): G protein-coupled receptor signaling pathway
Cellular component (GO): membrane
Molecular function (GO): G protein-coupled receptor activity
Source: RefSeq, a predicted model, not a curated record
CAGCCAUUUGAAACGUUAUGUAAAUCUGCCUCAAAGCAGAACGUUGAUUACUUAUCUCUCGCUCUCUUUUCUCACUCUUUUAAGCAGGAAUGACACAAAUCCCUCGAAAUAAUUGAUCGACUUCUGACGGAAAAACCAGUGAUUGUCUUUGGUCAAGUUUUCGUCGAGUGAAUUUCGUCGAGUCAAUUUAAAUUAGUUUGGUAACAUCUGGCUUUUGUUUGGAAAGACCGCCUCAAGACACAGGAAACAGGGGCAAAUAGUCAAAGAGAUAACAACGCUAUGACUUUUAAACUUCUCUUCGACAACCUAAGUGAAAACGCAACUCAAGAAAGAAACAGCACGCAGGUUAUGCCAACGUUAAAUGAAAAUUAUCUCCCUCUCAUACUGUUAGGCUUUCUUUCAUGCCUCAUAGUCAUUGUAAAUUCUCUAGUGAUCGUUUUGGUGAGCAGAAAUAAGCAACUCCAAACAGUGACAAACUUAUGCUUAGCUUGUUUAGCACUGUCUGAUCUUCUCUCAGGGCUUGUCGCCAUUCCUUUGAUAUUUGCCUGCAAUCUCACCGUUUCAGACGGAUUGCGCUUCUGUAUUGCUAUGGAUCUGGCCUCCAGGUUCAUAGCCAUCUCGACAAUAUUACAUCUUCUCGUCGUGACGUUUGAACGAUACGUGAUGAUUAUCUACCCCAUGAGAUAUUACAGAAUCGUGAGCAAACAACGAAUAGGGGCCUUGAUGAUGUUUGUUUGGACCUUCUCUUUAGCUGUCUCCCUUAUACAACUGAUUUGGAUCAGCCUUGGGUCAACUCAAACACCAAAUGAACUUUACAGUGAUGUUAUUUACAGCUACAGCUGCUUUGUGGGCCUUGUCGCUCUUCCCUUAUUACUCCUCGCGGCCGCUUAUGGACGCAUUUUCUUGGUGCUGCGCGGUCAACUACGAAAAAUUCGACGACAAUUGUCUCAUAUUCGGAACUCGAGAGGUGCUCGGCAAAAGCGGGGACAAAAACGUGCCGUGACCAUUCUAGCCUCAAUGAUUCUCGCCUUCAUUUUUGGUUGGUUUUCGUACUUCCUUAGCUCGAUUUUCCAGGACGAGAAUAUAGUGGUACACUUUCCACCAGCCGUCAAUAUAUUGCUUCUUUUCAUGCGAUUUGGAACUUCCCUUGUCAAUCCCCUCUUGUACACUUUGUUUAAAGAGGAUUUUAGAAGUGUUUUGAGGUUGUUCGUUUUUAGAGAUGAACAAAAUCAUUUGAACCAAAUUCCAUUGAGCACCAAAGCCGGUAGGGCAACGACAUCUGAUUAACAGCAAAUGUGGUAGACUCAGUGACUCCGACGGUGAACCCGCUCUCUUUUCUUCAAAUUCGUUUCCCAAUUUAAAACAGAGUAAUUCACAAAGGCUUCCUCAUUAUUGUGAAUGUACGUAAGAAGGUCUAAAUUAAUUUAAAACUAAAUAAUGUAAAAAAUAGCUGGCCAAAACGCAAUAAUCAAAAUGGCAGAUUUGAAGGUCUUGGUAUAGAAGGAAAAAAGGGGCUUCCAGUAUGUGAGAAAGCUGCAGUAAUGAAUAAUUCUUAAUAAAUGCAAGAGAAUAAUUGAAGUAUUUGGGAAAAAUGCUCUCCUCAGUAUUCAAAUCAAAUGCAAAAUUUUUACUUCAUUG